GGCAACGGCAAUGGCGGCGGGGGCGGCGGGAACGGCGGGGGCGGGACGGACGGCGCUCUGCUAGGCGGUUACUCGUACGUGGACGCCAACGGCCACCUGCAGAGCGUGCACUACGUCAGCAACGGCUUCCGCCUGCUGCACACCUACCCCGCCUCGGAGGUGAAGCCGCAGCAGCCUCAGCUGCAACACCACAAGCCGGCACCGCCGCCGCCUCCGCCACCACCACCACCACCGCCGACCACGACCACCACGACCACCACGACCACAACCCCACCGCCCAGUCAGAACGGAGGCGGGUUCUCUGUGAACGGCAUAGGAGGCUCCAGCGCCGGCGGCGGCAGCUUCAACGGUUUCGGCGGCUCUGGCAGCAGCUUCGGCAGUGGAGGCGGUGCCGGUGGCGCCAGCGGCAGCGGCAGCGGAGACGUCCACUCGCUGAACAAGUUCUUCUACUCUUUUACUGACCCCACCACAUUCGCCACGGCCAACACGGGCUUCCCCGUCCAGCACAACACGUACCUCGCGCAUUCCGGCUACCCGGUGGCGCCGUCCAACCUGUACGGCUACGGAUACGCCCCUGCCGCCCCCGCAGCCAUCGCGACUGCCGUACCUGCGCCGACGGCUGCGACGUACACAGCCCCCGCGCCGAUCACAUACACGGCCCACACAUCGCCUCCGACGUACACGGCGGCCGCCGCUCCAGCUACGGUGACGUACACCGCCCCCGCGCCCGCGACCUUCACGUACACGGCCCCCGCGCACCCCACCACGCUCACGUACGCGGCGGCGGCUCCCGCGCGUAUCGCGACGUACGCCGCCCCGGCGCCCGUAGCGACGUACGCGGCGCCCGCCCCCCUGCCGUACGCGACGACGGCGGCGGUGCUGCCGGGGGUGCAGACGCAGUACCACGCGCAGGGCGAGCUCGGCCAGUACACGUACGGGUACGUCGGGCAGCUGUCGGCCAAGCACGAGGCGGGCGGCGGCGACGGCACCGUGGCCGGCGGCUACUCCUACCUGGACGCGAACGGCGUCGUGCAGACGGUCAAGUACCUGUCGGACGACCUGAACGGCUUCCGGGUGGCCGCCACCAACCUGCCCGUAGCGCCCUCCGACCACAGCCGCCAGCAACCGCCCCCGCAGCAGCCGCAGCAGCCGGACCAGAGGCCCGUCGACUCCGGCUUCGUGGUGCCGAUGUCGGUGACCGAGACGCCGGAGGUGAAGGCGGCACGCAGAGCUCACGAGGCGGCGCACCGAGAGGCCAUCGCCAGGAACAUGAACAUGUCUGACUAGGCUGCCAGGCGUCCACCCUGCACGGGCAGCACCGCGAAAUACCGGCCAAAAAGCAACCCGACCGCUCUACCUUGUUGUCGCCUUCGAAACCAAUUGUAAUCCGUACACCCGCAACCACUAGCAGGGUAAUCACUUUCCCCCCCACCUACAGAUCCAUGAAACACACUGUACGAAUUACACUGUGCUCUCCCAGCGCAGUAGUUCACGCAUUUUCCACCUUUUCCCUCUCACACACUACUUUGCCCGAUAGUGAUUGUAGCAGCUGUCGAAUUCAUAUCAAUUUCAGCAUAAAACUAGGGAACACAUUUUAUUUUGUUUAUUAUUCCCGUUGAAGAUUCUGGCCAGUUUAGAUGUAAGAAUGGUGGAAAUAUAUGACUGUAGCCUUUGUGAGCCGGUAUCCAAUGAAAAAAAAAAAAAUUCUUAAGUCUUAAACACAACAUCUUAAAUAAAAAAAAACUGAAUUUUUGCUGUUGUUGCAGAUAAGUUUCAUUAGCGAAUAUGAAGUACACACCUUCCUGGCGUUCUGAUAAAUGCUAUUUAUAUAAUCAUUAACUGGCUUCCAGUUUCUUAGGCCGUCAUCUGGUGACAACAACGAUAGCUCGAGAAACCGAAAGCAAGUUCACGAUCAAAUCAAUAACUUUUUGCAGAAGAUCAGCAAAGUUUUUUUCUAUUCAAUAUUACUGUCAUAUUUGGUUAAGCACCGACAAAAAUUGAAUUUAAUGUUCCUCAGGGCAAUUCACUCCAAGGCUGCUUAUCAAAAUAGCCGACACGUUGGCCUUCGAAAAAAAUUCACUUUUAUUCCUGCAACAACGGUGUAUCAAUAAGGUCAAUACCCUAUGUAGAGGUGUUUCAGUAGGUUACAUGUUUCAGUAGCACCAACUACAUACACAGCGAGUGCCGAAAGUGAACGAAGUAAGGACUACUCUUUACAAACGGAUAGUCGUGUGUGCCAUUGAUUUCUUGUCAGACUAAUUUCUAAACUGAUUACGAUUGUUUCAAAGAACAAAACAGGGGAACCAUUAACAGUCACAUGCCUUCAUGAACAGCAUCACUGAUAAUAGUGGCUAUUAUACAAAAAAUGUUAACUAGUAGCUAUGUGGUAACCAGUUUUCUGAGGUGAGCUCAAUAUCUAUUCCGAUUAUGAGACGCUCUCCCCUGGGACUGAUUCCUGGUUAUGCUAUGUGAAGCAAGUCGCCAGUAGCCCGACGCAAAAGAUGAGAUUCUGCUGCUAACAUAAGCACUCGAAGAUUCGCAAACAUUUGAGGCACGUAAACCUUACUGCUGUCUUAAACAUAACAGUCGGUUUUCCUCUUAGGUAGUGUAAGCUUCACAUUGUGAUUUUUUACUCAGUAAGAAGUUAGAACAUCUGAAAAAUUUGGGUUGUUUAAUGUCUGUCCGCCCGUGAAUUGAAGAUUUUAGACUGUUGCUGUGCAGAAAUGACUUUUUAGAAUGUAAUUUAUUAUUAGGAGUUAUUUUUUUAAAAUUUAAGUUUUGUGUUAGAUAA
Molecule: messenger RNA, 2791 nt
Organism: Schistocerca piceifrons (Central American locust)
Lineage: Eukaryota; Metazoa; Arthropoda; Insecta; Orthoptera; Acrididae
Product: zinc finger protein ZIC 5-like
Exons: 3
Cellular component (GO): chitin-based extracellular matrix
Molecular function (GO): structural constituent of chitin-based larval cuticle
Source: RefSeq, a predicted model, not a curated record